AUGGCAAUUUUCUCCCAAAGCCCAAAACGCGUGGUUUUCAUCGGCGCUGCUGGCGAGAUGUGCCGGGUCGCCAUCGACCUGUUCGCGAAAGCCAGCACAGCACCUCUAGUCCUAGCCGACAUCAACGAGGCUCUUCUCGAGCAGGUAGCCUCCAGAUUGCCUGCCGGACGCGCAAAUACCCGCAAACUCGACCUGUUCGACCCCGCUGCUCUACGUGAAACAAUCCAGGGUGCCGGGCUUGUCGUACUCGGCGCUGGACCAUACUCUCGAACGUCCGCUCCAGUGCUCGAAGCGUGUCUGGAGGCGAAGGUGCCCUAUCUUGACUACGACGAUGACGUCGAGAGCACUCAGGCAGCGCUUGAAUUGAACAAGAGAGCAAAAGAGUUAGGUGUGCCAUGUUACAUUGGCUGCGGUGCAUCACCAGGCAUGUCGAACGUCAUGGUGAUGGACGCUGUGAAGGACUUGGACACGGUGGACACCAUCGAGAUAUUUUGGUGGGUAGGCGACGAGCGGGGAGGUGGUACUGGCAAGGCUGUCCUCGAACACUUCCUCCAUAUUGCCUCUGGGCCGUGUUUGACUUGGGUCGACGGCAAGCCGAAGAUCAACGAAAGCUUUGUUGAGACAGCCUACGCCCCGCUGAUACCCGGCCACAGCGAGGUCCUCCUCCAUGAAACCGCUCAUCCAGAGCCUGUCACUCUUCCACGGCUCUUCCCAAAGGCUACUCGUAUUCGAUGUCUAGGCGGGGUUGAUCCCAUUCCAGUAAAUGGAAUAGCUCGCGGUAUCGGAAGUGCCGUGAGGACUGGCGCACUCCCGAUGAAGGCUGCCGUUGAUUUUCUCUUUGAUUUGAUGAACAAGCCGCCUUCGACGGAAGGCUGGAGCGCCGCAGUCGGGGCCUUGAAGCAUGAACUAAGGGGAGGAGAGAUCUCGCUCAACGAACUGCUCCAGUUGGCUUCCCACGCCGCUGGCUCUCUCGGUCCAUGGUAUUACGGAAUCUCAGGCAUGAUUGAUCAAGUCCGAAAGGGUGAACUGUCAACAUUCCACCUGCUGAGCUUCCUCGUAAACUCUGCUCGCGGCAAGACCGAGACCCUACGCAGCGGUCUCAUGGUACGAGCUGUUGGAACGCGCCACGGAGCCCCUGCCACGGCCUGCAGGCGAAUUCCCACGACCGGUAAGGACUCUUUCCUGGGCAAGAGCAUGGGCGCUGUCACCGGUUCAUCGACCGCAGCGUUUAUGAUUAUGGCGAUGGAACAGUCGAGUCAGAAGGAUGUCGGCGGUGUCUUUAGCCCUGAAGAUUGGGCCGAGCCAGGAACAUUCUACAAAACUCUGGAGCGGCUAGGCUGCCCGAAGCAUGAGAUUGUUGAAACUAUCUGA
Exophiala spinifera is the source of this 1371-nucleotide messenger RNA. RefSeq lists its product as uncharacterized. The record is from RefSeq and is a predicted model, not a curated record. The transcript has a single exon. Lineage: Eukaryota; Fungi; Ascomycota; Eurotiomycetes; Chaetothyriales; Herpotrichiellaceae. Bases 1 to 1371 code for a protein of 456 amino acids.